CCACGCUGUUCUUCACUUUCUAAAACCCUCCCUCACUCAUACUUUUCCUAAAAUUCUUUACCUCCCUCCAAUCAAACAAACCCCUCUUCUCUACUACUACUACUACUACCACUAGGCCCCCUCUCUCUCCGAAUCCCUUUCACUUCUCACGCGGUCCUCAAAUCCCCCCCUCUCUCUCUCUCUCCCUCAUCUCCUCCCUUUCAAUCCAUGGCUUCUCCCCCUCGAUCACCGCCCUACCAAGACGCAAUCGGUCCCUCUCCCCCUCCCUGCCCCUCCAGAGAAGCCAGCCGAUACCCGCCUCGACGUGCCUACUAAGCUUGACAACUGCGUCACCGCCGGAGACGCCAGCGUUACCAGGGCGGCGGUGCCAACCGGUGGUGCGUCACGCACCGUGUCGGGGAUUAUUCGAAGAGAUCGGUUAGCGUUGGCGAUGCGGAGGACGGCAGUAGCGCUGAGGGCGGUGGCGAGCGCUUUGAGCUUGAUCGCUUUCUCGCUGAUGGCAUCGGAUAAGACUCAAGGUUGGGCCGGCGACUCAUUUGAUCGCUAUGUUGAAUUCAAGUACUUGGUUUCGGUGAAUGUGAUCGUGUUUGUGUACUCGGGAAUCCAGUUGUGCUUGCAUCUCCACCUUGUGAUUAAAAAGAAGAGCAUUAUCCACCCUCCGAUCAACCUCUACUUUGAUCUCGCCCUGGAUCAGGCACUGGCUUACCUUCUGAUGUCGGCGUCGUCGUCGGCGGCGACGAGGAACAACGAUUGGGUGACGAGCUUCGGUAACGAUCCUUUCACGAAGCGUGCGAGCAGCUCCAUCGCCAUGUCUUUUCUCGCCUUCUUUCCCCUCGCCUUCAGCUCUCUCAUCUCCGCUCACUACCUCUUCACCUGGUACCCUUGAAUCCCUAAUCUUCAUCCUUUUUUUAUUUGUUUUCCCCUUUUUUUCUCUUUUUUGUGUGCCAUAUAUAUACGUAAAUACAGGAAAAACGAAAAUCUAGUUCGAGUUUUCAAUGGUGGGAGGUGUAUUUUGGGAAUAAGAUUUGUAUAGAUAUGAUGAUGAUGAUGAUGAUGAUGAUGGGGGUAUUUUGGGAAUAAAUGAAAAAGGUUGGAAGGGUUUGGUGGUUUAGUUUGGAUA
Dioscorea cayenensis subsp. rotundata (Guinea yam) is the source of this 1120-nucleotide messenger RNA. Its product is annotated as CASP-like protein 4A3. The record is from RefSeq and is a predicted model, not a curated record. The transcript is spliced from 3 exons. Lineage: Eukaryota; Viridiplantae; Streptophyta; Magnoliopsida; Dioscoreales; Dioscoreaceae. The coding region runs from base 431 to 886 and encodes 151 amino acids.